UCGUAACGUAAAAUACCUAGUAAAGUACUGUAAAAAGUGACUUAAAAUACCUGGGGUAUUUUAUUUAUCCAAACCAUGUACAAUGGAGAAGGUAGUGGAGCAUAGUGGAGUACAGUGGAGUACGCGUGAUUUCACGAGUCACUCAGUGUAUGUACACUCGUGAAUGCUGAGAUCUCAGGACUUGUGCUGAGGUAAUUGCGGGAAUUUAACUUACAGGUAUUCAGACAAUCUUUCACCGUGAUGGAUGUUACGUCUGGAGAGUCGGGUAAUUCGUCGCCACAAGAGAAUGGCUGGAACGCCCUUAAGGAUCAUGUACUCCGGGAUAAGAUUCAAGUCGGAUUGUGGUGUACAAGGGUCUUAACAAUUGUUUUGACACAGUUUUAUAUGUUUCCCAUUGUUGGGAAUGCAAAUCAUACGUAUUACAAAAUUUUGUUAAGUAAUGGAGCUUCCAGUGCCUUGCGCCUUUAUCAGAGAGUACCACGUGUUCAAUUAAACAUGGAGUUUCUGCAGACUUUGAUGUUGGAAGACUCGUUCCAUUAUUUAUUUUAUACACUGAUAUUUUUAUUCGUCUCUCCAUCGCUACUGGUGCUUUGCCCAGUCUUCUUCUUCGCCCUUCUGCACUCGGCCAGCUAUUCGUUAACCCUGCUCGAUUGUCUAGGACAGAACAGCUGGUGGCCUCUUCGGUUUGGAAUAUCGGUGCUGGAGGCUAACACAUCGAAUAUCCUACGCAUAUGUGGUCUGUGGGAGAUACUGUUAAUGCCAAUCACGAUCCUUUUCGUCCUGGCUGGCCAUGCCGGGAUUCUGACUCCUAUUAUAUACUAUCAAUUCCUUCACUUCCGGUUAGUGUCACGAAGAAAUCCGACCACAAGGAACGUUUUCCAUGAAAUUAGGAGAUAUCUCCAUUCACUCGCCAUGAAGCCCAGUAUGCCUGAAAUUUUUCGGCGCAUAAUUUUAGGAUUUGUGGCUUUCACUCAACAUAUAUCACCGGCACCUCCUACGACUCAAUAAUGUAUAAAAUUGCACACUUGAGUUUGUUAGUAACGAAUAUUAUCAAAACUCCGAUAAGUUUCACGAGGAUUUACCAACAAUGCCGGCACGAAAUUACUGAUAAAGCUAAAAGGAAGUCGUUGACGUUAUGUAAAGAUGUGGAGAUGUUUUCGAUUUCUCGAUGAUCUGUACUGUUAGUUAAACUAAUAAUUCAACUGUCGGGAGUAUUAAAAAAGACAGUACGUUUCAAUAAUGAUGGAUUCUUGUAUAGAGGCUCGCGGGAUCAUGAAAUAGUUGUUUUGGAUUUGGGGCCCAUUCCGAUUUAAUGUACAAUUAAUGAAAGCACACACCUUUGUAUUUUCAUUUAGCAAAGUACAGCGUGUGUCAUGUAUCAAGAAUUUCGCACGGCCUGUGUAAUGCAUUGUGUACGUAAGAUGAGUACUUUGAGUGUCAGCAUGAUUAUAAGCAAUUCGGAAUACCUGAUCAUUACCAUUUUGCCAAUUUAUUGCACGUUUUACUUUUUACGAUGGUGUUGUAUUUAUUUAAGUCUUUCUUUCUGGCUCAAACUGGUUGUCUACUUUCUACGAUGUGGUCACUUAAUUUCACCGUUGAUUAAUCACUGGUGUCCAAUGUGCAUUUUUAAAUGUUUCCGUAGAUCCUUUUCUUUUCAUACGAAUUUCAAUUAAGUUUAGUAUAUUGUUACUCUGAAAGCAACGGAUAUGUUCUUGUGAUUAUAAUCAUCAGAAGUAAUGUGUAGGGCAGUUUUAAUUAAUAUUGUACCGUGUUGUACAGAUCGGUGGUACAAUUGCAUUCCUGUCUAGUAAAUUAUACAUUUUACAUAACGUUUUUAAAUACAUUACAAAGCGUUGUUUGAUACGAUUAAUCAUCCAGAUGCAUAUGAGGGUUCACAAAAGUUGUUUUCGAAAAAGAGACGAAUGUACACCGGAAACAAAGUUUGAUCGAUAGUCCAUAUGUUACGAGCUGUGUAAAUGUCUUUACACAUACAUAAUGACAUGCUCUCUGUCAUUUUACGUAUAUAAAAUAUACUGUAAUUCUUCUAUCGGUGAACUAUAUUUUUGAAAAUCACAUGUCCAAUAAUAGAGAAGAACUUUAAAAUUAUAGGGCAUUCUAGGCUGUCAAAAAUAUUAAACACUUCUAAACUGAUCUGUUUAAUUUAACUGUACUUUUUUCUACACAUUCAGUCCAAAAUAUUGGGCAGCGAACGAUUUUGUUGUGGUUUAAGGUUUCAUAAAUAAAGUACGUGGAAAUGUUUGCA
This is a messenger RNA of Orussus abietinus, 2263 nucleotides long. RefSeq names its product Krueppel homolog 2 (gene Kr-h2). The transcript has 6 exons. Gene Ontology annotation, biological process: membrane organization; endoplasmic reticulum tubular network organization. NCBI's taxonomy places the organism in Eukaryota, Metazoa, Arthropoda, Insecta, Hymenoptera, Orussidae. Bases 241 to 1008 code for a protein of 255 amino acids. Gene Ontology annotation, cellular component: endoplasmic reticulum; membrane. The record is from RefSeq and is a predicted model, not a curated record.